Molecule: messenger RNA, 1737 nt
Organism: Scomber scombrus (Atlantic mackerel)
Lineage: Eukaryota; Metazoa; Chordata; Actinopteri; Scombriformes; Scombridae
Product: proteinase-activated receptor 3
Exons: 2
Coding region: 60-1187 (375 amino acids)
Biological process (GO): positive regulation of Rho protein signal transduction; blood coagulation; phospholipase C-activating G protein-coupled receptor signaling pathway
Cellular component (GO): membrane
Molecular function (GO): thrombin-activated receptor activity
Source: RefSeq, a predicted model, not a curated record
AGCCGAGCUUAGAGAAGCGAGAUGUGCUUGAGUCAAGUGCAUUUCAGAGAUUAGAAAUUAUGGGGAAACUUCUGUUUUUUCUCGUUUUUCUUCUCUGUGUCAGCGGUACACUCCAAAAGAAAGGUAAAAGAAAUUCAAAUGAGAAGAAUAACAGCACAGGUCCUUUACUUCCUGUGCCCAGAAUAUUUAACGGACACAUUCAGACUCAGCUCCCUCCUGUAAAUGGGACAUUCGCUCCUAAUUCAGCUCUACCCCCUGUAGUACUGGAGUUACGAAGCAAUGGCACAGUAGGGUACCUCAACGGCACUCUGAGCACAAAGGUCAUCCCCAUUAUUUAUAUGUGUGUCAUCUCUGUUGGGAUCCCAGCCAACGUCGCCAUUCUGGGCACCUUGGCCACUAAAAUUCGGAAGGUGUCCUCGGCCAUCCUCUACUGCAGCCUGGCCGUCUCCGACCUCUUCCUCCUCAUCUCCCUCUUCUUCAAGGCUCACUAUCAUUUCCAUGGCAACAACUGGGUGCUGGGAGAGGCUGCCUGUCGAGUGGUCACGGCUUGUUUCUAUGGCAACCUCUACUGCUCGGCCCAGACGCUGGCAUGCAUCAGCAUCAAGCGCUACCUGGCUUUAGUGCACCCGUUCAUGUACAAAGGCCUUCCCAAGAGGAUGUGCACGGCUUGGGUCAGCUUGGUGGUAUGGGGGGUGUUUGGUGCCGCCAUUGUCCCCGAGCUCCUCGUCCAGCAGACCUAUCGGGUCUUUGAGCUGGGCACCACCACCUGCCAUGAUGUACUGCCUCUGGAUAAAAGCUCUCAUAACUUCCUGCUCUACUACAACCUUGUUCUAACCAUCUUUGGCCUCCUGGUGCCGCUGGUGGUCACUGUUGUGUGCUACGCUCGGAUCAUCUGUGAGCUCAACCACUCACACCUCGACUGGGCGAUAUACAUCAAAGCCAGCUCAUUGGUGUUUGUCAUCUUCCUGGUGUGUUUCACCCCCGCUGGACUCCUGCACUUCCUCCAUUACGUGCAAUUGUCUGUGAACAGAGUAGGGAGUUUAUACGUGUACUUCAAUGUGGCAGUGUGUCUGUGCUGCCUCCAUGCCUGCUUGGACCCCUUCCUCUUCCUCAUCAUGUCAAAGUCUGCAGGCUCCAGGGUUUACUUUAGGCCCUUUAAGGGAAAGUCUGUGAGCAUAUCGAUCUGAGACAGAUCUCUAUGUAAGUGUAAGAGUGAAGUUAUGUUUUAUGGGUCAAAAUGAUGUAAACAUAAGUUAAACCUGGGAUUACUGAAGUGUUAUUGAAUCAUUGUUCACUGUGUAUGUAUUGAAUUAUUGCCCAUCAGUUUUACUGCAUGUGAGUGUCAGCUACUUGGCGGCACUGUUGAGACUGCUGGGAGUAAUGUGAAGUUGAGGAGAGACAGGAGAAGAAGAGAUGGGAAAAAGAAAUGUAAAUAUUCUCUGUGGCUGGAAUCCAAAGAGAAAGCAAAGAGUUACUAAUGCAUUGAUUGUCAAUAAGCAGAGGACAGACAUGUUCUCUGCAGAUUGAAUCAAUAUUUUUAUAUAGAAAUACAGUUUUUCUUGCAUGCGAGAGAAAGAAUGAUUUCAACAUAUAUGUGAAUGUACAUAAAAGAUAAAAGGAAAGUAUAUUUAUUCUAAAAUAGUUUGUGAUUUUAAUGUAUAUAGUUUUGAAACUUUCUUCAGAGGCAAAUUGUCUUUGAUAUGAGUAUUGCUGACAACUGACUUUGGACUUCCUGUA